This is a messenger RNA of Pyrus x bretschneideri (Chinese white pear), 1607 nucleotides long. RefSeq names its product protein CHROMATIN REMODELING 19-like. The record is from RefSeq and is a predicted model, not a curated record. Gene Ontology annotation, cellular component: nucleus. Gene Ontology annotation, molecular function: DNA binding; chromatin binding; ATP-dependent activity, acting on DNA. NCBI's taxonomy places the organism in Eukaryota, Viridiplantae, Streptophyta, Magnoliopsida, Rosales, Rosaceae. The coding region runs from base 697 to 1368 and encodes 223 amino acids. The transcript has 7 exons.
AAAUUCCAGCUGUAAAAAAUAGGCGCUUAUUUUGAAUUUUCCCAAAUUACUCUGGCAAAAUGGAAAAGAGUCCUUCCUCCUCAACUGACUACCUGAUCUCGCCCUGUCUCUCACUCCGUCUCGCGUAGCCUGCCUCCCGACUGCACCGAGCCAGCCUCCUCCUCAUCCUCUCCUCAUCCUCUCCCGUAGCCUUCCCCCUCGCCUUCCGAUCAGUCUCCAAGCCCCAACAGCUCUCCCAUGACGACGAGGACUUGGAUUCUGAUUGCGUUGAGAUUAAACACGAAUUGGAGGACGAUGAUUCUAAUUGCGUCGUUAUUAAGAACGAAUUGGAGGACGACGAGGCGGACGAGGUUUAAUGGAAAAGAAAUGGUAUUUGCACAUUGCAAUCUGACCAAGAUUUUAGUUUUGUUGACUUGAAAAAGCUGUUAACUGGUGAAGAUAGAGAUUUGAUUGGCUACAUGAAAUCCAUUUGGGACCCUUUAUUUUGAGACGCUUAAAAUCUGAUGUUAUGCAACAACUUCACGAGCUCGUAUUGCAAAAACUUCAGAGGUUUCCUCGAACAGUAUUCUUAAGGUUCUUCCUCGACGGCAGAUCUCCAACUAUUUUGUUCAGUUUCAUAAGAUUGCAAAUCAUCCCUUACUAGUAAGGCGUAUUUACAGUGAUGAGGAUGUUCGUUUUGCCAGAAAGUUACAUCCAAUGGGUGCAUUUGGCUUUGAAUGUACCUUAGACAAAGUAAUUGGGGAACUUAAGAAUUAUAGUGACUUCUCUAUCCAUCGGCUUUUGCUGUAUUAUGGUGUCUCAGAUAAGAAAGGAUUGCUUCCAGACAAAUAUGCAUUGCUUUCUUCAAAAUCUCAGGCAUUGGCUGAACUUCUUCCUUCACUGAAGCUAGCUGGGCAUCGUGUUCUGAUUUUCGGCCAGUGGACGUCAAUGCUUGAUAUUUUGGAGUGGACUUUGGAUGUGAUAGGUGUUACAUACAGACGACUUGAUGGAAGCACUCAGGUGACAGAAAGACAGACGAUAGUUGAUACACUCAAUAAUGACACUUCUACAUUUGCUUGCUUGCUGUCCACAAGAGUUGGAGGUCAGGGUUUGAACUUGGUUGGAGCUGAUACCGUAGUUAUUCAUGACAUGGAUUACAACCCGCAAAUUUAUCGACAGGCAGAAGAUCGUUGUCAUCGCAUCGGCCAAGUGAAGCCUGUUACCAUAUACAGGCUAGUCACUAAGGCUACAGUUGAUGAAAAUGUCUACGAGAUUGCGAAAAGGAAGUUAGUGCUAGAUCCUGCAGUCCUGGAAUCUGGCGUGGAGAUGGAUAAUGAAGGUGACACUUCCACCAUGGGAGAGAUAUUAUCGAAACUUUUGCUUGGUUAAAAAUUUUAGAAAACUUACAGUCAAUCUGUCGAUAGAGAAAUUGCAACUGGAAACCUUUGUAAUUUAGUGUUUGUAAUUUUCUAGUCACACCUUCGACCUCCAAGCCAAUUCGCCUAGCUGAUACCCAGUAGCCUGAUGCAUCAAGCCUAGAAGACUACUUGUAGUCUUUUCUUUUAUGUUUGAACAUCUUGUAUGUACAUUUUCAUAUAUUUUAUAAUUAAAUACUUUUUCUUGGUUUA